AUGAAUUCGUUGUCCAACACCAACACCCUCCCAAACUUCCCGCUCUUUGUGAGGCUCCUGGGCUUUGCCCAUCGCUUUGGAGCGUCACACGAUGCCAUAUUGGAUCUGAAAUCUGGCUCAGCCCAUUCUCACAUCCAGCUUCUGACCGAUGUUCUCUCCUUGCGCUUGGCCCUACUGCGAACAUUGGAUGCGCGAGCGAAACAACGGCUGCAAAACGACGAUGGCGAAGCCUUCUUCCUCUUACUUGCACAGCCGAGCUACGAAUAUGUUGUUGGCUUCCUAGCGAUUCUGGCGAUUGGCGGUAUCAUUGUCCCGGUAUCAGCGCAUGCUCCAUUGCGGGAGCUGAAGUACUUUGCUAUCCAGACUCCCCCACUUGCCGUGAUAUACCAUCCGAGCUGUAGAACUGCCGUCUCGAGCUUAGCACGGGAUAUAGCCGUGGAGAGUAAUGCCCGUACUCCGACCAUCGACAUACUGGACCAAUGCUCGCGCCAGCCACUGGCUCCGGGUGACAUCCACGUGGCGCCCUUUUGGUCACUGCACCCGGAGCGUCCCGGACUGGUCAUCUAUACAUCAGGAACCACUGGACCGCCCAAAGCUGUGCUGCUGCAACGCGAAAUUCUGUCCUCUGGCACUUUGGCUCUGGCAGACCAUUUCCAAUUGACCACGGAUGAUGUGCUACUCCACUGUAUGCCGCUUCACCAUAUAGCAGGAAUAACAGUCUGUUUCGUACCUUUCCUUCUUGCCGGAGCCCGAAUCGAAUUCACGACAUUCGAUGUUCAGCCGAUAUGGCAAAGGUGGAAGGACAGCGGCGUCACGGUCUUUGGCGGAGUACCUACAAUGUACAACCGCCUUUUGCGCGAAUAUGAAGACAACAUUAAAUCGUCGCCGAAUCAGAAGACAUACAUCGGCGGUCUUCGUCAGCUCCGCUUCCUAAUGUCGGGCACCUCCGCCUUACCGGCUCCGCUGCAACGCAAGUGGUCAGAUCUUACAGGCGGGAAGCCCAUAUUAGAGCGCUACGGCGCCACCGAGUUCAGUACAGCGAUCCUUACACCCUUGAGGCCUAACGGAGACGUGCCAGCUGGCUCCGUGGGCAAAGUUCUCUCCGGCUGCGAGGUAAAGCUCGCAAAUGGCAACGACAGUGAGAUCCUGAUCAAAGCCCCCGGCAUGUUCACAGGGUAUCACAACGAUCCAGCGGGCACGCGAAAGAGUUUCGACGCUCAAGGCUUCUUCAAAACGGGCGAUAUCGGUCGUCGGGAAGGGGAGUGGUGGUUCAUCUCCGGUCGAGCUUCGAUUGAUAUCAUUAAGACGGGGGGCUACAAGGUCUCAGCCCUCGAUGUUGAAAGAGAGCUCUCCGCCCUUCCCUACGUCUCCGAGGCCGCCGUCGUCGGUGUUAGCGACGACGAUCUCGGUCAGCGGGUAGCAGCUAUCGUUAUCCUUCGAGACGCUGGCACACUUGAUUUAUCACAAUUACGGGACGACUUGAGGGGAAGUCUUUCUUCUUACAAACUGCCUACACUGCUCUGCGUCGUUGAGCACUUGCCGAGGACUGCGAGCGGCAAGGUGAAGAAAGUCGAGGCGCGCAAAGAGAUCUUCGAGGGUGGGAGAAACCGUGCGUAUGUUGUUCAGUCGGCUCUGUCACCACGCAACAGCAGCGCUCGUCCGCAGGCACGUUUGUAA
This is a messenger RNA of Recurvomyces mirabilis, 1677 nucleotides long. RefSeq lists its product as uncharacterized. Gene Ontology annotation, molecular function: medium-chain fatty acid-CoA ligase activity. Bases 1 to 1677 code for a protein of 558 amino acids. The record is from RefSeq and is a predicted model, not a curated record. The transcript is spliced from 4 exons. Gene Ontology annotation, biological process: fatty acid metabolic process. Lineage: Eukaryota; Fungi; Ascomycota; Dothideomycetes; Mycosphaerellales; Teratosphaeriaceae.